This is a messenger RNA of Cordyceps fumosorosea ARSEF 2679, 11298 nucleotides long. Its product is annotated as Beta-ketoacyl synthase. Bases 1 to 11298 code for a protein of 3765 amino acids. Gene Ontology annotation, biological process: fatty acid biosynthetic process; DIM/DIP cell wall layer assembly. The transcript is spliced from 4 exons. NCBI's taxonomy places the organism in Eukaryota, Fungi, Ascomycota, Sordariomycetes, Hypocreales, Cordycipitaceae. Gene Ontology annotation, molecular function: fatty acid synthase activity; 3-oxoacyl-[acyl-carrier-protein] synthase activity; oxidoreductase activity. The record is from RefSeq and is a predicted model, not a curated record. Gene Ontology annotation, cellular component: plasma membrane; cytoplasm.
AUGGUUGAGCUAAACAGCACGACUGCCAUGCAGGAUCCAAGUGUCAUUGUUGGGGCUGCAUGCCGAGUUCCUGGCGCCACCAACCUACAUGAGCUCUGGGACCUGCUGGACGCGAAACGCGAUGUUCAGAGGAAGAUACCCUCUGAAAGAUAUAAUGCCGACGCAUUUUAUCACCCCGAAGGCGCCAAUAAAGGCACUCCCAUAGACCAAUUCGACGCUGCCUUUUUUAACAUCUCGGGCAAGGAGGCCGAGGCCAUGGACCCUCAGCAAAGAUUACUACUUGAAGUCGUGUACGAGGCCCUAGAAAAUGCGGGUAUAACCUUGAAAGAAAUUCGAGGUACGAGGACCGCAGUCUUUGCAGGCUCUUUUACGUACGAUUACCAGUCAAUGACAAAUCGUGACUUGGCCAACUACCCCAAGUACACAGUCACCGGGACUGACGCGAAUGCCAUCCUGGCGAACCGCAUCUCCUAUGUCUUUGACCUUCACGGGCCCAGUGUCCAGGUCGACACGGCAUGCUCUUCUUCCCUGACUGCCUUCCAUCUCGCCGUGCAGAGUCUACAGACGGGCGAGUCCGACAUGGCCAUCGUCUGCGGCACGGCGCUGCACUUCGACCCCACCAUAUUUAUCACCAUGGCCGAAUUCGGCAUGCUCUCUACGGACGGCCGGUGCCGACACCUCGACGCGAGCGGCUCCGGCUACGUCCGCGGCGACGGAGUCUGCGCCGUCGUGCUGAAGCGCCUGCGCGCCGCCGAGGCGAACGGCGACCGCAUCCGGGCCGUCAUCCGCGGCACCGGCACCAACCACGACGGCAUCAAGGAGGGCAUGACGCUGCCGAACGGCAAGGCGCAGGCAAGCUUGGUGCGAGGAGUGUAUGCGCGAGCGGGUCUGGAUCCCCGGGAUACCGGGUACUUUGAGGCCCACGGCACGGGCACGCAGGCCGGCGACCCACGCGAGGCGGGCUCCAUCGGCGAGGUGUUUGCGGCCGGGCGCGAGGAGCCGCUGUAUGUCGGCUCGAUUAAGACGAACAUCGGCCAUCUGGAAGGCGCAUCGGGUCUGGCCGGUGUGAUGAAAGCCAUGCUGAGCGUGGAGAGGGGCAAGAUUCUGCCCAACAUGCACUUCGACACGCCGAACCCAAAGAUUGACUUUGAUGCGUUGAAGAUUCGGGUGCCAACGAAAACGAUCGAAUGGAAGCCUGAGAAUGGAAUUCGCCGCGCGAGCAUCAACUCGUUUGGCUUUGGCGGAGCUAAUGCACACGUCGUGCUGGAGAACUACACAAACGUCAAGGUUCUGCUGGAAGAGGCGAGCAUCCAUCCUGCGCCCAAACGGCCUUUCCUUCUGCCGCUAUCUUCUCAUUCAGAAAAUGGCGGGAAGCUGCUUCAGCGGAGACUGGCCGAGUACAUUACCAAGAACCCCGACUCUCCCGUCCAGGACCUGGUGCACACGUACAGCACGCGACGCAGCCUGCAUCGCUUUCGAUCAUUCGCCGUCGGAAGCGAUCUGUGCACCAUGAGUGCCGCCGCGACAACCCCCAGCCCUCUGGCGACCUGGAAGCAGGCCGGAGAGUCUCCGAGACUUGGAUUCGUGUUCACCGGCCAGGGCGCUCAGUGGUUCGCCAUGGGGCGGCAGCUCAUCGAAGAGAGUCCCUUCUUCGCGAAUAUGCUGGCCGAGUGCGAAGCAGUGCUCGGCACCUUGCCGGACGCGCCCAGCUGGUCCAUCGUGGACGAGAUGACCAAGCCGGAAGGCGAUUCGCGGCUCUCGCAGAGCGAGUUCUCCCAGCCGCUGUGCACGGCGCUCCAGAUCGUGCUCGCUGACACGCUGCGGAACUGGGGUGUCGAGCCGGCCGCCGUGGUCGGCCACUCCUCGGGAGAGAUCGCCGCGGCCUAUUCAGCGGGCAUACUGAGUCGUCGGGACGCAAUUAUCUGCGCGUACUACCGUGGCUUGUACAUGUCCAAGGGCCGCCACGGCACGGUGGGCGCCAUGAUGGCCGUGGGCCUGACCGAGGCCGAGGCCGCCGCUGAGCUCGCCCCGUUCGCGGGCCGCGCGGGCAUCGCGGCGAUCAACAGCCCGUCCAGCAUCACGCUGAGUGGCGACAAAGACGCCAUCCUGGAGAUCAAGGAGAGGCUGGAUGAGAGGAAGGUGUUUGCGAGGCUGCUGCAAGUCGAGCAGGCGUUUCACUCGCACCACAUGCUGCCGCUGGCGCCGGGCUUCGAGCGGGCCCUGGAGUCGACGCCAGGGUUCGCGCCGAAGCCUGCGAAGAUCCGGAUGUUCUCAAGCGUCACCGGGCGCGACUCCACUGCGAGGGCUAUGGAUGGUACGUACUGGUCGGACAACAUGACUGGGAGGGUGCGGUUCUCGGAUGCCGUCACGGGGAUGGUGCUUGGCGAGGACGACCAGCUCGCGGUGGACGUCCUGGUGGAAAUCGGACCUCACCCUGCGCUCAAGGGGCCGACGAAGCAGACGGUCAAGUCGCUGGGGAUUGAGGCGGACAUCCCCUACAUUGGUUCCCUGGAUAGGAAGGUACCCGCAUACGAGAGUCUUCUCGCUUGCGCUGGUCAGCUGUUCUCGCUGGGCUACCCUGUGGACUUGGUCGCGGUUAACAGUGAGCACGUUCGCGGCGAGGACGACUCCAUCAAGAUGCAGGCUCUGGGGAGGUUGUUGGAAGACACGCCAACAUAUUCCUGGGACCACAAGUCUUUCUGGUCUGAGACCCGGUGGAACAGGGAAUACAGGCAGCGGCCCUACCGCCAUAGCAUCCUUGGAGCUCCCGUGCCCGGGACGCCGUCUAACAACCCGCGCUGGCGAAAUUACAUCCGUCUAUCAGAGCUCCCUUGGCUCCGAGACCAUUCCAUCGAUGGUAGCGUUCUGUUUCCGGCGGCGGCAUACUUUUCGCUUGGCAUCGAGGCCCUCGUUCGCACUAUUUCAGUUGAUAUGCCAUUCGACAUUGUGCUGUCGGGCGUCCAUAUCGAGGCUGCGCUGGCACUUCCCGAUACCGAGACCGGCGUCGAGAUCAUGGUUGACUUGCUUGAGUUCUACUCCUUUAGCGAGAGUGGCGUAACAUUACAGAACUGUUCCGGUCGGAUUGCCGCCGUCCCGCCAAAGAGUGGAAGCCCAGGACGCGAAUCUGCAGCGACCUUUGAAGACACGCAACUUCGAAUGUCAAGUCACGCACCUGCGGAAAAGUUUUACAACCGCCUUCAGUCCCUGGGUCUGCAGUAUGGAGAUGCAUUCAAGCUUGUUUGCGGCGCAUUUGAAAGUGGCCAAGGGACGGCUGUCGCGCAGCUUGAUUUUGACCCCCUCGGUGUUCGAACCGGCGGCGCUGAACUAGACGGCUGCGUUCUGCAUCCCACGUUUCUGGAUUCCAGCUUUCACGUCAUCCUCGCUGCCCUGGAGUCGAAAUCCGGGCGCUGUCUCGCGGACGCCCAUGUCGCGACGUCCUGCCAAUCGCUCCGCGUCUUCUCGUCGAUGCUUCCUAGAUGCAAGGACACCGCGGUGCGGAAGUACUGGGUGAAUGCAGACACAGACAUCACUAACCGGCGCGUGAGCUCCAGCACUCUCAGAAUUUGCGAUAUGGGCUCCGCGGAGCCUUUGGUUGAGCUGCAUGACGUCAAGUUCACCGCGCUCGGUUUAGCCGAUGUCCAAGACCAAACCGCGGAUGCCUUCUUCCGCAUGACAUGGAAACCCGCCUUCAACUUGUUGGGGUCCAACGAGAUGGAGCCCGAGUUCUCUGGCGUGGAUGAGCUGUUGGCUUGCUACAGCCACCAGUAUCCUGGCAACACCAUUCUCCGGCUGGACGAGGGUGCGGAGGUUGCCGAGAUUUCGGGCUCCUACGAUCUUUUAGUGAUUGGGAAAGGGUCUCAGCAGAAGGCUGGCGCACUGGCAAAGCCAGAAAGCUUUUAUGUCAUGGUGGGGUCUCAGCCGCCGGCAACAGAACUCGAGCUGAAGUGGAAGCAAGGGGAGCUGAGCAUCUGGCAGGCACCUGCCUCAGCGCCAGCACCUUCGGAGGUCACGAUUCUUCUUUCAUCUCGUCCAUCCGAAUCAUCUCUCAAACUUGCCAAAUCUAUCGAGGCAAGUCUUAAUGGAGUCAAGUUUUCCACAACAACCCUUGACAACUUGGGUGACGAUGUCAAUCCCGAAAGCUACAUUCUGUCGCUUGUCGAGUUGGAUGCGAACUUCAACGUAAUUCGCCCAGCGUCUGAAAACUGGGACAGACUACUCUGGUUUUUGUCUCGCGCGUCCGUGAACCUUGUGUGGCUACAGAAACGGGAUAUCUUAGGCAAUUCUAUCCUGCGCAACGUAUCGAGAGUGGCGCGCGCAGAGAACCCAGACCUCCAAUUGACCCUCCUCGCGGUGCCAGGCGACUAUGCCACCAAGCACGUCCAGGACUCAAUCAAACACGCAUUCAGCAUAUCCUUUGACGGCGAAGAGCUCGAAAUCCAAGACGGCUGCCUCUUGCUGCCUCGUAUCGGAGCAGACAACGAACUCAACGCCCGCUACUCGGGGAGCGCUUCCUUUGGCUCAUUCGCUGGUCAGGACGUGCGCCUGUCGCCAGACGUCUUCAGCUCCUCUUCUCUGAGCCCACCGUUUGAGGCCAAUGACGGGAUAAGGAAUCUAUCAAUUUCCCAGGAUGAGGUUGAAGUGGAAGUGGAAACGUCCAUGCUGCUCUCGCGCGCCGAUGCAAUUACCUCGUGCGUUGGUACCGUCACGCAGGAUGGCUCUUGUUCUGGAUUGCAGGCAGGACGAAAGGUUCUCGUGUUUGAAGAGAAUCAGGGUGCGCAUGCAUCUCGUCUGCGUGUCAAGGCGCAGCUCGCAUUCGCACUCGACGUCAAAUCUCUCUCGCGCGCCCUCCCGGUGGCUUCGCUUUUGCUUCAAACUGCAUAUGCUAUACAUGAGUUGGCCAGGGUCCAGAAAGGCGACAAGUGUCUCAUCUACGACGCCGCCACUCCGGCUGGUAAAAUGGCCAUUGCUCUGCUUCUCUCAAUUGGCUGUCAGUUUGUUGCGGUUGUUGGAAAAGAAUCCGACCGCAAGCAUCUGCUUGAGCAGUUCGAGCUGACUGGCGGUUCCGUCGUGGUGGGUUCUGGCCCCGACACCUACGAUUCCGUCUCAAGCCUGUCACAAGGAAAAGGCUGGCAAAUUGUGCUCAACUGUUCGGACAAUGGGAAGCCGAGUUCCGGCCUGAUAUCCUCUGACUGCAGUCAUGUGGUUAACCUGGGCAACGCAGCCCGCGGCCCUGGCCUAGUUCUGACCUACAGAUUGCUGAGCAGAGAUGCAUCCAGACUACGAGACCUUUUCAGCCAUGCCUGGAAGACUCUUGAGACAGGUGGCCAUACAUUCAACAGCCCUGUAGAAUUACUGAAAUUGCCAUACAGUCAGGCGGCAGAAGGCAUGCAAGCCCUACGAGCCAAAGCCGAGCUGCAGCAGGUGCGUCUCUACGCGGAUGACUCCCCAAUCAAAGUCGCAAGCUUUCCCAACACAAAAUCCAAACUCUUCGAUGCCACCAAGACCUACCUCCUGUCAGGAUCAUUUGGAGAUGCCGGGUGGACGCUGGCGCAGUGGCUCUUCCGCAAAGGCGCUCGUAAGCUCAGCGUCCUCUCGCAAGCCCCCUGCAUUCCACUUCCUCAACAGGCCAUCACUUGGCUCACGCAGCGUGGGGUUGACGUGACCGUUCACUCAAUCAACUGCCAUGAGGAGCUUUCCAUCAAAGAGUGGCUGCAGUCAGUGGAUGGCAGGAUUGGAGGAGUGUUACAGGGCUCACUAUCCGCCAAACCGCUGCCAUUGGGCCAGGUCAACUCUAAAGUGCUCCGAGCGACCGUACAGCCAUUUUUUGACGCUCUUCAAAUCAUUCACCGGGAGACAACUUCUCAUGCACUGGAGUUCUUCCUUUGCAUAACCUCUAAUGCCCCGAUCGUCGGCAUCUCCUCUGAAGCCGUGUUUUCCGUGGCGAAUGGAUACCUGAACGACUUUGUCUCAUGGCGGCGCCAGCAGGGCUUUCCGGCCGCAUCCCUCAAUAUCGGCCUUGUUGACAAUGUUAGCAUUUUGAGCGAAACUCAGUCAAUUAAGGAAGCCCUUGAAAAAGUUGGAGCUGGCGUGUUAAGCGAGGACCAGCUCUUCUUCCAGCUGGAGCAGGGACUCCUGGCACAGUAUCCCGACGGCGAAGCGGAUGGUACCUGCGAUCACAACAUUAUCAGCGGUGUUGACUUCUCGUCGCGCGAUGAGUUUUGGUCCUCCAAGCCUAUAUGCCGAAGGCUGUUCGAGUCUUCUUCAUCAUCUUCAGAACCCCCUGACGCCUCCAAAGACUUGCGAUCCUUGAUCCGCGAAGCGACCACUUCUCAAGACAAGGAGGGAGAGCUUGCUGGUGCCUUCGUCGACAAGAUUGCCGCUUCGCUCUCCAUAUCCGCCCCAGACAUAAACAUCGGCCUGCCCCUCUCUUCCUACGGCAUGGAUUCCCUCGCGGCAGUCGACUUUAGAAAGUGGUUCUCACAGGAGCUCGGUGUCAACCUGGCCUUGUUCGAAAUUCUCGGGUCGAGAACCAUUAGGUCCAUUGUCCAGAGGGUCUGCCAAGUAUUUGCGACGCAGGAGGAGGACAAGACGAAGAACACCCGGCCAGUCGAGAAGAAUGUCAAGGUCAACAAGGCAGCCACCGAAUCGACCGUGGAGCUCGUCUUGCCUUCUUCCAGACCUAAGAAUAUUCCACUUUCUUCCUUUCAGACACGGCAGUGGUUCAUGGAUACUGUCAUGGAGCGUCCCGGAGAUCUCACUUGCGGGUGGACUCUCUCUAUCCAGGGCGAACCGGAUCUCGCAGCCGUCAACGCAGCAUUCCAUGAGGUCGCGCGCCGCAAUGAAAUAUUCAGGACGCGCUACUUUGAAGGCGACGACAUGGUUGAGCAGGAAGUCAUCGCUUCCGUGUCGGCCAAUGUCGACUACGUUGAUCUCUCCACUGCUGCUAUUUUCCAGGGUGCAGAUGACAAGACAGUUCAGGAUCAGGUUUUCGAUCUCAUCGGCCAGCCUAUGGAUCUCGAAAAGGGCGAGGUGUACAAAUCCCGCCUUGUGAAACUCGGAGACCAGCGAUAUGCUUGGAUCUUUGCCACCCACCACAUUACCGUGGAUGGUGCCAGCCGUCAAUCGUUCAUGGAGCAGAUCGUCGCCUGCUACGACGAUGUCAGAACAGGCUCCGACUUCCGGAAGUCAGCGCCGAAGCUUUCGUAUGUCGACUUUACUCUCUGGCAUGAGGGCUAUCUCAAGUCAGACCAAGUUCAAGUGGACUUGGCAUGGUGGAAGAGUCGCUUGGUAGACGCACCGCGGGCCAGCAAGCUCUUGCCCUUUGCGCAGCACGGGGCGCGUGCAGAAAAAGCCAGCCACGAAAGAAGAGUCAUCCGAUCCAGCAUCAACAUGGCCAUUCUGAAGAGGAUGAAGCGAAUCUGCAGCAGUGUCAACGUCACUCCAUUCCACUUCAUUCUUGCCUCGCUCAGGGCCUUCAUCUUUCGCUACACUGCCGAGGAAGACUUCACCCUGCUCGUCAUCAACGGUGAGCGCCCUCAUCCCGCGUUUGAGGGCAUCAUCGGCUUCUUCGUCAACAUCAUUCCUCUUCUGUGGAAGGGCUCGUUUGAUGAUUCGUUCGAGUCGCUCCUGGCAGAAGCCAAGGCCUUGACCAUGGAGUCAAUGGCACACUCUCAGGCGCCGUUUGAUGCGAUUGUCGACGCUUUGGACCUGGGACAUAAUCCUGCGCACUUUCCCCUGGGCCAGAUCGCCUUGAACUACCAAAUGUAUGCCAAGUCCCCCACCUAUACAUCCGUCGACUUUAAGGUCCAGGACGUUCACGUCACCGACGUCCCCACGGCUUGUGAGCUGCAGUUGGAAGUCUUGGAGGAUCCCAAGACGGGACUCGGCUUUACCCUGGACUACGACUCCUACCUUUAUGGUGCCGCCGAUAUGGACCGCUUUUUGGAGAAUUUCAUAACAUUCAUCGGGAACGCGGUGCGUGACUUUAGGCAGCCUGUUGAAGAAAUCGAGAUGUGCGGCCCGAAAGAGAUGCAGUUCCUCCGGGAUGUGUGCUGGACCGAGGAGGAGAGCUCAGCCGAGUGGAUGGGUCACUCGCUCGUCGACCGCUGGGCGGACAGGGUUCGUCAACAGCCACUCUCGACUGCUAUUAAAACCUCAGAGGGCCAGUCUGUCACAUUCUCCGGGUUAGACAAGAGGGCAAGAGACGUUGCUCACCUGCUUCAAAUAUCUGGUGUAAAGUCCGGUGAUAGAGUCGGCGUGCUCUCCCACCCCUCUGUCGAUGUCAUGGCCUCCAUGCUGGGCAUAGCGAUGCUUCGAUGCGUCUACGUCCCUCUAGACCCUACCGCUGCGCAAGGGAGAUUAGAAUACAUGAUUAGCAACACUUCAGCGCCGCUGGUACUUCAUGGACCAGAGCUGGAUCUGCUGGUUGAAAAGCUCCAGCCCUCCACCCGGGCCAAGUUCGUUGCCAUGACUGACGCGGCACCUAGCGACGGCUUGGCCACUGCUGCAAUUGCGACUCAACACCCGGACGACGUUUGCUAUAUUGUCUUUACCUCUGGAAGCACGGGAAAGCCAAAGGGUGUCAUGGUAACCUUCGAGAACACUGAGGCAAUGCUCUGCGGGCGCCAGCAGAUUCACGGGCUGGGGGCCAAUGAUACGUUCCUGCAGCAGUCGUCGACAUCGUUCGACAUUUCGAUGGCGCAGACCUGGGGCAGUCUCACCUCCGGAGCAACGAUGGCCCUCGCCACCAAGGAGGCAAGGCAAGACGUCGACGAGCUUGCGGGCUUCAUCCGCGAUGCCGGCGCAACCAUGGUGUACAUGACACCCACGCAACUUGCCAUGGUUCUCGAAAACUGCACCGACAUUCUGAAGCAGUCUCGGAAAUUGAGAGCCGUCUCUCUCAUAGGAGAACAUCUACCUCCGCGGCUCGUGUCGGCAGUCUACGAUCUCGGCUUGCCGUCUUUGACUGUGUUCAACGAGUACGGGCCGUCCGAGAGUACAUCGCAGAACACGCUCUUCAAGGUGCCGUACCCGCAGCCCGGCCAGGCCACCGUCGACAUUGGCCGACCGAUUCCGAACAGCAGCACUUAUGUUCUCAAUUCCCGUGGCCGACCAGUUCCCGUCGGCGUCUCGGGUGAGCUGUGCGUUGGCGGGCCCCAGGUCAGCCUGGGUUAUCUCGGCCGCUCCAGUGAUGCGUUCCUGGACAACAGCUUCGUCUCCGGCGCCUUCAAGAACAAGGGCUGGGACCGACUUUACCGAACAGGCGACAUGGCCCGGUUCCGAUCGAACGGUAACAUUGACCUGCAGGGACGCAUCUCAGGCGACAAGCAAGUCAAGCUGCGCGGCCACCGCAUAGACCUCGAAGAAAUCGAGGCCGAGAUUCGACGUGUCGCAGCGGAGGACUCGACUAUGAGUGUGGUCACGGGCGCCAUCUUGCUCGCGCGAACCUUGGCCGAGGCCCCAGCUGCAGGCAUGACAGACGAUCGUCAACUGGUGGCGUUCCUGACAACCAGAUCGGAACUUGGGCGGGCCGAAAGUCAGAAAAUCGCGACCAGGCUUCACGUCGAGUUGAGUAAUACACUGAACAAGUACAUGAUCCCGGCUUGCUACCAGCUCCUGGCAGCGUUUCCGAUGACUGUCAGUGGAAAGAUUGACCGGGUUGGCUUGAGCAACAUGACCCUGGACCCGGUCUUUCACGUUGAAGCGGCCAGCCUCCAGGCCGAGCAGCAACAAGAAGUCGCUAAGCUUCAAGCUUCUGGGCCAGUUGAAACCAUUAAGAGUCUCUUUUCUAGCAUCCUCAAACUUCCCAGCCAAAAGGUCGUCCUAGACACGGACAACUUCUUUGAACUCGGCGGCCAGAGCGUGCUGGCUCUUCGCCUGCAGAAAGCGCUGAAGAAGGAGCUGGGCGUCAAGGUCAAGCUCGUCGACAUUUUCCGCAGUCCGACGCCUUCCGGCCUUGUUCAGAAACUGGGUCUCGAGCCCAGCGUUGGCUGCCCGGUGGCGGCGACUCAGCCCAGGGUAGAGCUCGACUUCGACGCGGAAAUCGCACUUCCGAAUGACGCUCGAUACCUGCCCAACCCUGCACUUGGGGAGAAGCACCAGCCAAACGGACAUGCACAACGGGGAAUUCUCAUUCUAGGCGCGGACGGCUAUAUUGGUUAUUACAUGCUCAAGUUCCUGCUCGCCAUCCAUCGCGACGCCAAGGUCUACCUCGUGGGCCUCGGUGAUCGGUUCAAUCUAGGCGAUCUCUUCUCGGCCUUUACCGAACACGAAAUGUUCGACGACAGAGUGAGUCAGACGGAUCUGCUCACGCGAGCAGAAAUUGUCCAAGGCACAAUGGGCAAGGCCAAGUUUGGUCUCGCCGACGACGAAUUCGCCAAGCUCGGUCGCAUCGUAGACGCCAUCUACCACACGGGCGGAUUCGUCUCCCUCCUCGCCACCUAUCAAGAGCUGCGCGCCCGUAACGUGGACAGCGUCCGGGACAUGAUCGAACUGGCCUCCCACGGCCGGUCGACGGCGCUGCACUACAUCUCCACCUGGAGCGUCGUCCACAUGCAGACCUGGCGCGGCACCACCACCACGACGCCGUCGCAGGACGACUCCGAGGUGUGGCUCGACGAGCGGAGCGUCGCCUCCUUCCGCCCGCCGGCUACCAACGACCACGGCUACUUCAAGACGCGCUGGGUCGCUGAGAUGCUGCUGGAGGAGGCGGGUCGGCGCGGCUUCCUCGCGACUGUAUACCGGUGCCCGGCGCACACGGCGCCGACCGCAGGCCGGUGCGCCACGCCCGCGGAUAACUUUACCGUCAACAUGUGUGUGCGGAUGGCAGAGACGGGUCUCGUCCUUCAGACGCCGAAGCGCGCGGACGGCCUAGAGAGCGACAUGGGUAUGGUCCCGAUCGACUACCUCACCGACACGCUGGUCCGGCUUGCCGACGUAGCAGCGCCGGGGGAUGUGACGCUCCGGCUGCACAUUACCAAUCCCAGCCCGCUGCCGUACUCGCGCGUGCCGGAGCUGGUCGGGUGGCUGCACGGUGGCGCGGUGGAGGGCAGGAUGCUGGAGCCGGACGCGUGGUUCGAGGCCAUCACGGCUGUGAGCGACGAGAGCGUGAAUCUGGAGCUGGCGAUGUACAAGGAGUACUUGGAUAAGGGGCACGUCAUGUUCGCGAUCGAGGACGGCAGAACGAGGAAGCUAUUGGACGGAAUCUCCGAGCAGCCAGGGCGCGUGCGGUGCGACGCGGUGGACUUGGGGUACUUGAAGAGCCUGCUGAGACAGGAGCAGGGGAGACGGAGGCUGUAG